AUACUAUCAGCUCUGCCUCCUUUCCCUUUGCUUCAACGAUGAARGCAGAGGAGACAAUCGAGUUAGACCUGCGGAUGUGCUAUAUAAUCGUUUGUUAGACCUGAGACAUUUUAGUGUCAGUGCGCAGCCUGGUACSCUUCCUGCUCUGCAGUGGAGUAUAUAUAUUUUUCUUCGGAACACAAUUGGGUAUUUUUCACUGCUCAAAGGGAACCAGAGCAAGCUAGAGUGGCAGACGAGUCGGCCCACUGCAGCGUGAAUCACCGCAGACUCGCCCUAUCGCCGAUUUUUGCGGUCGUUUCUCUGUGGACGUGCGCAUCCCCUCGGAGACAGAAAGCAGAGGGGAGGGAAGGGACGGGAACCGACUCGGUGUUCGACUCUCUGUCGCAGCCCGAGGCGCGCUGCUAGGCAGAGCAUGCUAAAGAAUGAGCCAAAGGGACACGCUGGUUCAUUUGUUCGCCGGAGGAUGUGGUGGUACUGUAGGCGCCAUUUUGACUUGUCCCCUGGAAGUGGUCAAAACCAGGUUGCAGUCGUCUUCCAUCACACUGUACAUCUCUGAAGUCCAGCUCAGCACCGUUAAUGGAACCAGCGUCGCCCGUGUUUCUCCACCGGGACCCCUGCAUUGUCUCAAGCUGAUCUUGGAGAAAGAAGGUCCUCGCUCGCUGUUCAGAGGACUUGGCCCCAACCUUGUGGGAGUGGCACCUUCCAGGGCAAUCUACUUCGGAGCCUAUUCAACAGCCAAGGAGAAGCUGAAUGGCGUUCUGGAGCCAGACUCGACCCAGGUGCACAUGUUGUCCGCCGGGAUGGCAGGUACUGAUGGCUCCCUCUCUCCUGCCCUUCGGUCCGUCUGUCACCGUCUGUUUUUAUCUGCCUGUUUGACCGUCUGCCAGGCUGCCUGGGCAGUUUUGUCUCACCGAUGGGUUUCAUUCAGAAAAAGUAUUAAGACAGUAUUCUAUGUGUCUUCAUUAAGACGACCUUAAUCUCUUUUUUAAUUUGUUUUUUCGUUUGUUUUUUAUGACUCAUUGUCAUCGUUUAUAGUAUUCCAGGCACAACCCCUCCCUGAAGCAUGGUAAAAGCUAAAUGAUAUUGUCUGUUAUAAGAAGACAUUAUCUAGCUGUUUCAUGUGUCAAAAAUAUCUACUAAUUAUGCACAGUAAUUGGUCUAUCAGAAAGCACAAUUUAAUACUCUAAGGAUCAAACUGACCUUAAUAAAAAGUUUGCAUGUAUUGGCUUGAAAACUAAUMACUACUUUACAUUUCACUGCUAUGCUGUUAUAUUUGAGAGUUGUGGAACGUCCUUAAAAUCAAACUCAUAGUGAAAUAUAUUUUCUGAUUAUAUGAUAUUGUCUCUUAAUGGUGGCUUUGCUGUGAACACAGAGCUGAGGAGAAAUGUCCUCUAAGCAGCAGUCGGACUUUCAUUGAAUUGAACCUCAUGAGUUAAAAAUUUCUGACUUUAACAUACUUCUUUAGUGCCUUGCAAAAGUUUCCAUACCGCUUUAGCUUUUUCGCUUUUUGUUGUGUUAAAACCACAAACUUUAAUGUUUUACUGGGCUUUUAUAUUACASACCAACAAAAAAUAUCACAUAAUUGUGAAGUGAAAGGAAAAKGAUUCAUGGUUGUGCACAUACAAAUCUGAAAAGUUGGCCAUUCAUAUGUCUUCAGCCCCCUUUACUCUGAUUUUGCUAAGUAAAGUGCAGUGCGAGUGACUACCCUCAGCUAAUAGUUUUGGGGAAUGCAGCAUAAAAAAAAACAAAGUAACACACCAAACAGAGGUAAAGUUAUGAUAUUGAAAACAAAUAUCAGUGUAAAAUAGUUUUAAAUGUCUCUCAAAACACUGUUUAGUCCAGCAUCUGAAAAUAAAAUGGCACACUCGCAAUUCUACCAAGACGUGUUUAUUUCACUUUAAUUGACAAACCCUCGAAGGAGGAGUUGCAGAGAAUCUGUUUACGGGACAUCUGCUCGUUGUUGAUUCUGAAAAUCUGUCCUGUAUGUAACAGUCUUAAAAACAAAUCUAUUAUUCAUUGGAGAAGUUCGUAGGAGCUCCCGGCUCCUCAUUCAUGCCGACUCACAUUUUUGUCUUCCUGCUUGUUUUACUUCGCAUCGUCCUUCCUGUCAAGGACACUCACAAAGGCAAACAGAUACUCCUGUUUUGCAGAAUAAUAUCAUUCUGCUCACCAAUGCAAAGGAAUUUCCUGCACACGUUUACCGUUUACAGCCUGGUUUCAGUAG
Messenger RNA from Poecilia reticulata (guppy), 2224 nucleotides. NCBI's taxonomy places the organism in Eukaryota, Metazoa, Chordata, Actinopteri, Cyprinodontiformes, Poeciliidae. The record is from RefSeq and is a predicted model, not a curated record.